AUGGAAGAAACACUCGCCCUUAAUGCUUCCGACUGCAACCUGCUCGAAGAGAUAUCCAACACUCCCGAAGUGUCCGAAACAUCUCCGUCGCCGAUCCGCCGGCGUCUGAGAUCAUCCAUUUUGGACAGCUCCAACGCCAUCGGGCCUUCUCCACCUCACAGGCCCAGGGGGAGAACCGGUCUCCGUCGCCCGUCAGACACUGGUGACUCCAGACGCUUCUCUCCAACCCGCUCCCGAUCCAGACGCGCCAGCGACCGGCGGAACCGCCCCGAGGCGACUUCACCCGGGCAACACGCCGUGCGCCCUUCGGCCACAGGCAUAGCCGACUGGACAGUCGCCAGCCUGAAACGGUCUCUCACUCAUCAUAACAUCCCUUUCCACCACUCCGACAGAAAGGCCACACUUUUGCGUCAUCUUCGAAACUUUCUACACAACUCCACGAGCCGAACACCACUUCCGGGUCGCCGUCGUCACGACGAUGACGUCACGCCACCGUCUUCGGCUCGCCACUCCCAUUCAGCCCUUACCCAGGGCCAGCUCCCCCUCCAGCUGGCUCCUGCUCCCUCCCUCUCUAUCCCCCCCUGCCUUCUAACCAGCUCCUGCUCCCUCCCUCUCUAUCCCCCCCUGCCUUCUAACCACUCUCUAGCCACAGCCGCACCUCCAGCAAGCCCCACGGCGUCUCCAAGACCAUCCCCGGUGUCAUCCACCCUCAGACAGCAGAUUCUUUCCGGUAAUUACGUCGACCUAGCCCAACUCAUUCACCCAUCCACAUAUAACCCCCACAUCCCCAUCCCCAUCCACCUCUUAGACGACUUCCUGACCGUCACACCGCCCUCUUUCCCCCCGUCACAUGGUCUCACCACCAUGGUUUCAGUCUUCACCAACCUCGGUGUCCCCCUCUCAGCCGAAAAGACAGAGGGACCCAGCACGUCCCUCGAAUUUCUCGGCAUCACCCUCGAUUCCAUCUCCCUACAAGCGUCCCUGCCUAUCGAGAAAAUCCACCGCACCUCCCUUCUGAUCUCCAACUUCCUCCUGGCCCACAGAUGCACAAAACGGCAACUUCUCUCACUGUUAGGCCACCUCAACUACGCCAUCCGCAUAAUCCCCCAAGGUCGAUCCUUCCUUUCACACCUCCUCUCGAUAGCCACAUCCACCCCAAAUCUCCACGACCACAUCACGCUCAAUGAAGCAAGCAAAAUGGAGCUCAAACUCUGGCACCACUUCCUCUCUUCAUGGAACGGAAUAUCAUUUUUCUACGACGACCACAUCACUAAGCCAGAGGACAUCCAGCUUUUCACCGACGCAGCGCCCUCCGCAGGCUUCGGCGGCUUCUACAGCGGCAAAUGGUUCGCAGCCGCAUGGCCUCAUGAAUUCCCAUCCCUCCCCCAUUCCUCCACUAUUCACGAAAUAUACCCCAUUAUCAUAGCAGGUAUUCUUUGGGGCCACGAAUGGUCCAAGAAAACCAUUGCCAUAUACUCCGACAACAGCGCCGCAGUAGACAUCAUAAACAAAGGCUGGUCCCACUCCCUCGACAUCAUGCAGUUCAUCUGUAGGCUCACACUGGUUUCCGCACAACACCAAUUCAUCAUCCGAGCAUCGCACAUUCCAGGCCACAAAAACGCCAUCGCUGACUCUCUCUCCCGCUUCUCUCUCCAGAAAUUCAAACUCUUGGCUCCAGAUUCCGAUCCCCUUCCAACUCUGAUCCCACCGUAUUCAGCCACCAUCUUCAACUGA
Larimichthys crocea (large yellow croaker) is the source of this 1734-nucleotide messenger RNA. RefSeq lists its product as uncharacterized. Gene Ontology annotation, molecular function: nucleic acid binding. Bases 1 to 1734 code for a protein of 577 amino acids. The record is from RefSeq and is a predicted model, not a curated record. NCBI's taxonomy places the organism in Eukaryota, Metazoa, Chordata, Actinopteri, Sciaenidae. The transcript has 3 exons.